GCGCCGCGCCGAGCCUGGAGGUGCACAAACUGAAAGUAAAACCAACAAAACCACCCCAAACCCGCCGCAGGGGCGCGGCGGCGGCGGGGCAGCAGCGGCUUGCGCGAAAACAAGCCUAAACCAGAGGCACAUCUCAGAAAGAGCAGCAGUCACCAUGAAGAGGAGCAAGGUUGGACUGGAAAAGCCCUGCAGAAAAGGCUGCAGAUACGCUGGCCUUCCUGAUGCCUGGCUCUAAGUGCUUUGGCAGGCCUGGCAGUGCAGCAUGAUUAGGAUGAGGAGGAAGAAACUGUGGGCAUCUUGCUUCUGCUUUGCAGCAGCCUUCUUCCUUGUGGUGACACUUCAGGUUAUCACCGAACUGACCAAUUCAGAGAAUAAGGUGGCAGUAAUCUCCAGUUUACAGAGUAGCCCGCUAAAGCCUGUGGAGAGAUAUGCUUUUCAGUUCAAGAAGCAGGAACUUCACAGCAGCUUCAAGGCAGAAUCUGAUGUAAAUCACUAUCCUAUCCUGCUCUGGUGGUCUCCUCUGACUGGAGAGAAAGGGAGAUUGGGUCAGUGCGGAGAGGAUGUUUGCUUCUUUACUAUCAACAAGACCUACCAGCACAAUCAGAUGACGAGAGCAUUUCUGUUCUAUGGUACUGACUUCAGUAUAGACAGCCUACCUCUCCCUCGGAAAGACUAUCACGAUUGGGCUCUUUUCCAUGAAGAGUCACCAAAAAACAACUACAAACUCUUCCAUGAACUGACCAUCACCUUAUUCAACCACACUGCAACCUUUAGCCGUCACUCUCACCUACCGCUGACCACUCAGUAUCUUGAGGGCAUAGAGGUCCUGAUGUCACUGAGGUACAUGAUCCCACUGCAGGUGAAGAACAGCCUGAGGAAGAGGCUUGCACCACUUGUAUAUGUGCAGUCUGAUUGCAACCCUCCUUCUGAUCGGGACAGUUAUGUGCGUGAGCUCAUGUGUCACAUUGAAGUAGACUCUUAUGGGGAAUGUCUGCAUAACAGAGACCUUCCUCAGCAUCUCAGAAGUCCAACUGCCAUGGAUGAUGGCAACUUCUAUAAAAUACUGGCACAGUACAAGUUCAUUCUUGCUUUUGAAAAUGCUAUCUGUGAAGAUUACAUCACUGAAAAACUGUGGCGGCCACUGAAGUUGGGAGUGGUACCAGUGUACUUUGGGUCUCCUAACAUUGUAGACUGGCUUCCCAGUAACAAGAGUGCAAUUCUGGUAUCCAGUUUUUCACACCCUCAGGAGCUGGCCCGCUAUAUCAAAACACUUGAUACAAACGAUCAAGAGUAUGAGUCCUACUUGCAAUGGAAACUGAAAGGGGACAUUUCCAACCCAAGGCUGCUUACAGCGAUGAAGGAACGCAAGUGGGGAGUGCAAGAUAUCACCCAGGACAAUUACAUUGACACCUUUGAGUGCAUGGUGUGUAACAGAGUGUGGGAAAACAUCAGAAGGAAAGAAAAGGGAUGGCUGCACCAGAGGUGGAAGGCUCAGGUUAACCAUCUGAGCUGCCCCAAACCAGAAGCAUUCUCAUUCUCAUCCUCAAAUCCUGGCUGGACUUCUCUCCAUGAGAUGUGGAUACCAAGCUUUGAGCAAUCCAAGAAAGAAGCCUGGGCACUGAGGCACCUGGUGGAAAGGAACAGGAAUUUUACAGCUCAAGAAUUUUGGAUGCUUGUAUUUAAAGAAUAAACACAACAACCUGUAAAAGAGAGUGAGCUUCUCAGAGGAGUCUGUGGAAUUUUCUUUUGAGGGUGACCUUCUCAUCAGUAGCCAUAGGAAGCAGACGUGUACGACUGCGUUUAGUAUGUUCAGUGCUCAAGGAGUACUAAGGAGUGUUAAACACUAGAAUCACCCUGCCAGCGAUAUGUAUACAUACGUAUAUAUAUUUAGAAUUAUUUAUGUUUGUAUUAAUUGUCAUUAGUUCAGAUGUUUGAGCAUUAAGGCACAAGUUGUCAAGGUUGUCAAAGCUCAGUUUUAAGCACACAGCUAAUUCCCACGAAGCAGAUGGAUCUGCCUCCAUCCUUAGAUACAUACCUGUGUGCAUAGUCUCAGGAACCCUUUUUCCCAGCCCAGGACCCUCCUUGCUGCACUGAUGACAACAAGCUGGAGAGCACCUGACACCAUUGCACUGGUACAGCUUCUUUGCUGCUUUGGAGGUAGAGGAAAAAGUUGGGACUCUGUCCCUGGCUAGCUGUUUAUUGUCAAUUUUCCUGGCAUCAGCAGAUUUAGCAGGGACUUGGUGGGCUUUGUGUCCUGACACUGAGUGCCAAUUGAAAGUGCAUUAGCGUUUGGCACAAGGAAGCACCAUUUGUUAGUGUCCAGAGACAGAUUGAAUGAAAAACGUGCUGGCUCAGAUCUACCCAUCAUCUUCUGCUAAAAAUAAGCAAGGCACAUGAAUAUCUCCACUCCUCAGAAACAGGACUGUCUCAAUAUGACUUACCUUCUUGCCUUUCUGGUGAUGGACUAGUAUUUGUAUCACGUAUUAACAUGGAAUUAUGUGCUUGAAGGGGCAAGAAUAAAACACUGAAGCUGAGAAGUCUUCAAUAUGCACAAGGAGAGGUAGGCAAACAGCCUCCCUGUUUUAACACAGAAAACUUCAAAUUUUUCUGACAAAAUAAAAACCUUGGUAAUCGUGGUCAUCACUUGCCAAAGGACACACCUUUGCCUGGGAUGCAGACUGCUGAAGUUUUCAUCCCAAGUUCUUCCAACCUCAGUCUAUGGAGAAGUCAACUUCUAAAGGAUCUGCAAAAUGGUGUUAUCAGAUGAGGGAUGUCAUUCAUACACAUGCCCAUGUAUGAUGACACAGCCAAAUGUAACUACUAAUGUAGAGUUCUUGGAAAGAAAGAUUUUCACCUGUCUGAUAAUUUCCAUGCAGUUGUUCCUUGUAGCAGGUAUUUUAAGACUGCUGAGAAGUGUCUUAUUUUGUGAAUGGGUAGCCAUGGGGAAGGAUGUGAAUAGCAUUUACACCAAGAAAUUCAGCUGCAAAAUUUGAUCACCUUGGAAAAGUUUCCUCACCAGAAACUUCCGUAACAAAUAGCUAGUGAAUUUUGUAUUACUUUUAAAUCUAGCAAGACAAAGAGCAAUUUUAUGACCAUAACCCGUACAGUAUUGGUCAUUGUUUCUAUAAGCAUGUACUUGGCUUUGAUUAAGCAAAACAGACCCACUGGAAUUUCUUGCCAUUGAUGUUUUGCCAGUGUGGCACACAGCAUCUAUUGGGCAUGUCUUAAACUCUUUCCCCAGUGAUCUACAGUGCAAAUGGUAACUAAGCUCCACAAAUGAAGUCCUUCAGGAAAGUGGCAUUAUCAUUGCAAAGGGAACUGCAGAAUCACUACCCUUUGCCAUGAACCUCUGUUUCUCCCCCCAGGAUGGCACAGAAUAUUGGCAGCAGGA
Strigops habroptila (Kakapo) is the source of this 3391-nucleotide messenger RNA. It is a transcript of the gene POFUT3, whose product is annotated as fucosyltransferase 10. Gene Ontology annotation, molecular function: alpha-(1->3)-fucosyltransferase activity. Gene Ontology annotation, cellular component: Golgi membrane. The transcript has 6 exons. The record is from RefSeq and is a predicted model, not a curated record. The coding region runs from base 263 to 1690 and encodes 475 amino acids. NCBI's taxonomy places the organism in Eukaryota, Metazoa, Chordata, Aves, Psittaciformes, Psittacidae.